This is a messenger RNA of Lobosporangium transversale, 1620 nucleotides long. Its product is annotated as glyoxal oxidase N-terminus-domain-containing protein. The record is from RefSeq and is a predicted model, not a curated record. Lineage: Eukaryota; Fungi; Mortierellomycota; Mortierellomycetes; Mortierellales; Mortierellaceae. The transcript is spliced from 4 exons. Bases 1 to 1620 code for a protein of 539 amino acids.
AUGGUUAUUGCGGCGCAAUAUGACCAAAAUCCCAUAAUAAAUCAUUAUGGGGCCAGCAAAGAGAUGGGACAGUGGGAUUUAGUGGGCCUUUCUGGUGUGAGUGCAAUGCACGGUACGCUGAUCCCCAACACCAACAAGAUUGUGUUUUUGGAAAAAGUAGAAAAAAACUCGAAUGCAUACCUGCCCGAUGACCCCACCAGCUACUCAUGGUCAGUUGAAUAUGACAUCGAUGAUUCGACCUUCAGAUCACUACAUAUAAAAACCAAUCUUUUCUGUUCAGCAGGUGGAUACCGCCCAGAUGGAACAAUCGUGUCGUUGGGAGGCGCAGAGGCACAAGCAAAUAUUGCUGAAGGCUGGAAUUCGCUACGAUUCUUGUCCGCUUGCAAUGCAACUUCCUCGGCAUGUGAUUGGGAUACACGUGACGAGAUUACGCUAGGAGUAGGGCGCUGGUACCCAACCGUCGAAUCUCUUGCUGAUGGUCGGCUGUUCAUCAUAGGUGGUUCAAGUCGUGGAGCAUCAACAAACUCUGAGGAGAUUGGUGUUCCAUCCUGGGAAUUGUAUCCACCACUUCCAUCAGGCCCAACCCACUUUUCGUUCUUAGAAGAGACACUGCCAUAUAACCUCUAUCCAAUGGUCCAUUUGCUCCCAGAUGGCAACCUGUUUAUUUUCGCUAAUACAAAGGCCAUCAUCUUCUCCACAAAGACAUUCUCCAUUAUCAAAAAUUUGCCUGAUCUUCCUGGCCCACCACGUAACUACCCACUCUCUGGAGGCAGUGUUUUGCUUCCUCUCCGCCCCGAAAACAAUUAUGAGCCUGAAGUCCUCAUUUGUGGCGGUGCGACAGACUUCAAAUCACGAGCCGUAGGACAAGAACAGUGUGGACGUAUAAAACCUUUGAGUACGAGUCCACAGUGGAUUAUGGAAAAUAUGCCAUUUGGCAGAAUGAUGCCAGAUUUGGUAAUCGUUGCUGAUGGUUCUGUCAUCAUCUUUAAUGGCGCCAACAAAGGGACUGCAGGAUAUAGCCGUGCUAGCGAACCCGUCUUGAGUCCGGUCAGAUACCAGCCUUGGGACAGCCUUGAGACCAAACGAAGCGAUUCUCGAUUCACAGUUCUAAACCCUAGUUACAUUCCUCGUUUAUAUCAUUCAAUUGCCAUGCCUGUACUGGAUGGUCGGGUCCUUGUGGCGGGAUCAAAUCCUAACGCGAAUACAUUGGAGCUGGGUGAAUUUCCUGUUGAAUUCCGUGUCGAGAUGUUUUCUCCUGGAUACUUGUUUUCAGACGUUCCUAGGCCCUUGCUCAGGGUCGAAGCAACCAUCGGACGCACUAUAACACGCCCUAUUGCGUUGUCUAUCAUUACACAAAAGGGCGGUGUAAUCAACGAUGUGCCCCCAAAGGUUCAAGUAAAUCUUUUAAAUGGUGGAUUUUCAACCCACUCAACUCAUAUGAGUCAUAGGAUGGUUGGCUUGGAGAUUGUAGGAUAUAAACGAACACCUGGUCAGCUUGAUCGGCUAAGAGUGAAAGGGCCUAGGGAUGGGGCGCUCGCUCCUCCAGGAUGGUACCAAAUGACCGUUCUUGUGGAUAGGGUACCAAGCGAGGGUACCUGGGUUCGUAUCCUUCCACCAUAG